AUUGAAACUAUAAAUAAAGUUAUAAUUGAAGUAUAAUGUGACAUAAAAACAGGCUCUGUGAAUUUGAGCUACAACGAUGUAUAUCAGGUUUUCGUCGGUCGUGGUACUUAUGGUAAUGAUGAUGCGUGAGUCGUCUGGACAAAAGCAACCCAGACACAUUGUGUUUAUUGUAGCGGACGAUCUCGGCUGGAAUGACGUUGGUUUCCACAAUCCAGACAUGAAAACUCCAAAUAUUGACAAGCUUGCCAGACAAGGGGUUAUACUGAAUAUUUCAUAUGUACAGUCAGUAUGUACGCCCUCUCGCCACUCUUUUAUGACUGGCGUUUAUCCAUUUAAAGCCGGAUUACAGCAUGUAAUAACGGCAGAGCAACCAGUAUGCUCCCCUCUCUCAAUGCAAUUCUUUCCUGAGAAGUUACAGAAACUUGGAUACUCCACACACAUGAUUGGCAAGUGGCAUCUGGGAUUCUGCAAUUUGGAAUGCACGCCUACAAGACGUGGGUUUGACUCGUUUUUAGGAUACUACAAUGGAAAGGAGGAUUAUUACAACAAAACAACACUAAAUGGUAUUGACUUCAAUGACGGUAUAAAGGCUAUACCAGCAGACAAUCGAUAUUCAGCUUAUGUUUAUGCAGAGCGAGCAAAGCAUAUUAUAAGUAACCACAAUGAGACCAAACCAUUGUUCCUAUACCUUCCAUUCCAGUCAGUACAUGAACCAAUAGAAGUACCUAAACGGUUUGAGGACAUGUACAAACAUAUUGUCAAUGAUGAUAGAAGAAAGUUCUCAGGUAUGGUGUCGGCUAUGGAUGAAGCUAUUGGUAAUGUGACUCAAGCUUUAACUGACAAUGGACUAAUAGAGGACACGUUAUUCAUAUUUACAUCUGACAACGGUGGCUGGACUGACCAUGGUGGUAACAAUUAUCCUUUGAGAGGUGGUAAAAUAACUAUAUUUGAAGGGGGGACGAGAGCUGCAGCAUUUGUCUCAGGGUCUGGAAUCAAGAAGAAAGGGUCUACAUACGAAGGAAUAAUACACGCCGUUGACUGGCAUCCGACCAUUCUUUCAGCCGCUGGUAGCUCUGAUGAUAACAUAGAUGAAAGUAUUGAUGGACUAGAUCAAUGGCAAGCAAUUAGCCAUGGCACUGAAUCGGCUAGGAAUGAGUUUGUAUAUAACUUAGAUGAGUCAUUGCUUUCAAUAAAUGGCCAUGCGGCCAUAAGAGUGGGCGAUUUUAAGCUGAUAUCCGGAUAUCCUGGUCCUUAUCAGGGCUGGUACAAACCGGCACAAGAAAGUAAAGGCAAAGGCAGCAGAGACGUAUCAGUACAACAAAAUGAUUAUGUCACUAUAGGUUACAAAGAUCUAGAUCGGUUGAAUAGUACAUGGUCUGGAGAUGGUCUGUAUAAUUUGAAAGACGACCCAACAGAACACAAUGACCUCUCUAAAGAACUCCCAGAUGUUGUCAUAAAACUCAAGGCUAAACUAGAUGAGUACAGAAAAGCAUAUGUAAAACCAAACUCUCCAAAGAACGACGACAAAUCUAACCCCAAAUACCAUGGUGGUCAUUGGAUGCCCGGAUGGUGUUAGAUUUUUUCAUAACUUUUUGUGUUAAUAAAUCAAUAUUUCUUCGAGCAACACAAGUCAUGACAACUCAACUUUCAGCCUAUAUAAUUAUGUGUAUAUUCGGUACAGACAAUAAGUUUUCGGGAAUGAUAAUAAAUGGAGUAAAAUGUACUUUUACAUGACGCUAUACAAUGUUUUUUCCUCUUAUACACCGUAUACAUAUUUAUUAAUGAGACUAUGUUCUUUUUAAACCGUAUUUCGUGUUUAAUUUUUUCAUAAAAACAGAUUUUUUUUCAAUGUAUGCAGACACAAAUACUCAUAAGUUAAGAAGAACUCACUAGAUGUAUUUUAGAAAGCUUUUUAUCCUUAUAAAAAUGUUUCAGUCAUAGAUACGUUUUGCAUCAAAAACUAAACCGCAUUUUUUUACAACAUAUAUGUUAAAACAAUUUUAUUGUGAAGUAUGAAAAAAUGUAUGGUACAUGUUAAGUAAACUUUUAUAUGUUUGGUUUUGUGUUUAGAAAGGUAAAUAAUGAUUACCGUUGUUUCAUCAGGCGAUAUCUUUGGCUAUGACGCUUUAAAAGUCUUUAUGGAAAGUAUGCACAAUUAGAAUGAACUGAGAAAUAAUGUUGGAUUUUUAUUCUUUUGGUCGUACUUAGAGAAAAAUUUA
This is a messenger RNA of Ruditapes philippinarum (Manila clam), 2219 nucleotides long. Its product is annotated as arylsulfatase I-like. The transcript has 2 exons. The record is from RefSeq and is a predicted model, not a curated record. NCBI's taxonomy places the organism in Eukaryota, Metazoa, Mollusca, Bivalvia, Venerida, Veneridae. Bases 77 to 1576 code for a protein of 499 amino acids.